GCAGCGGGCAGUAAUUGUUGGGACUACAAGGACUGUGAAUCGUUUAGGUUUUAUUCUCGGUUCCAAUUAUUAGUUAAGCUGUAGCAAUGGCUACCAUGUUGCCACAGCAGGACAACAGCAACACGUACACUUUCUCGAGUCGCCCGAGAGCCUUGCAGGAAAGGAAGAAAUAUCGGCAGCAGCAGCAGCAGCAAUGUCCAGCAGGAUAUUAUGGAAACAUCAUGUAUGACAGAAGGGUAGUACGAGGAAAUACAUAUGCACAGCAUACCCUCCCAGUGACGGCCCAGCCUGACCCUAUUGAGAUCCAACGACAGCAUGAAAUUCAGAGGAGGGCUGUUGCCAGGAGGCGAGCUAAAGCACAACAGCGAACUGGAACCCCACACCCUGUGGAAGGAAGGAUACACACAGAAGUACAAACUGAAUUGUAUCUGGAAGAACUCAGUGAUCGUAUAGAAGAAGUUGAUGUUGAUACACAAACAGAUGCAUUUUUGGAUAAACCACAAACACCCCUUUUUAUUCCUGGAAAAACGGGCAAGGAUGUUGCUACGCAGAUUGAAGAAGGAGAACUCUUUGACUUUGACAUUGAAGUGAAACCAGUGUUGGAGGUGCUAGUGGGAAAAACUAUUGAACAAGCUCUACUAGAGGUUAUGGAGGAGGAGGAACUGGCUAACCUGCGUGCCUUGCAACGUGACUUUGAGGAGCUUCGCAAUGCCGAGCUAGCAGAAGUACAACGUAUGGAAGAGAAGGAGAGACGGCACAGAGAGGAAAAGAAACGUCGCAUGGCACAACAGCAGGCAGUGCUAAAGAAGGAGAAGGACACUUCAGAUAAGAUCGCAGCCCGUGCAUUUGCCCAAACAUAUUUAGCUGAUCUAAUUCCUACAGUUUUCAGUACGCUUCGGGAUAAUGGCUACUUCUAUGACCCUGUGGAAAGAGAAAGAUCCCAUCCUUUCGAAAUUGAAACAUCUGGUGGUGAUGGGGAAACCAAAGCGGUCAUCACAAUUUGAACUGAAGUGUUUUGAUGGAGAGACCAUCUCAUGGUAGAGGAUGGCAUAUUGUUGUAGAGCACAAGAGUGAUUGUCCCAAGCAAACAUCAUUGCCAAAUACUGGCUGAACUCCACCAGGGCCGUCCAGGGGUUUCUAAAGUGAUGAUUUUGAUGAGAAGCUAUAUCUAAUGGACAGGAUUGGAUGCAGACGUAGCUAUAUUGGUGGGGCAGUGCCAAGAGUGCCAUCAAGGACAGAAAUUACCACCAUCAGCUCAUCCACAUCCAUGGUAAGCCUUGGAUUCGAUUGCAUCCUGACUGUGCAGAUACUUUCAUGGAUUCAAUGUUCUUAUUCAUUGUAGACACCCAAUCAGAAUGGUUGGAUGUGCAUUGGGUCCAUUUGUCAAACGUCGGGGACGUUGAUAGAAAAUUGUUACGUACCUUUUUCAGUGCGUCCCAGAAGUGUUGGUCACAGAUAAUGGGCCAUUGUUUACCAGCAGGGAAAUUAGGUAUUUCCUAAAGUAGAAUGCGAUUUGACAUACAAGGACAGCUCCAUACACCCAACAUCGAACAGCCUGGCAGAAAGAGAUGUUCAAAAUUUGAAGACUGCCUUGAAGAAACAGCCUACAGCCUCACUAGAUACCAAGCUGUCACAGUUCCUAUUUGAUUAUGGGACCACCCUACGUGCAACUGCAGGGAUAGCACCGGCAGAAUUGCUAAUGGGUAGAAGACUACGCUCCAGUUUAAAUCUGAUCUUUCCAGACCUAGGGGGAGUCAAGGUGAAUUGGCAUCAGGAAUGCCAGUGCCGGACACAAGACUUGGCCAAGUAGAGGGAACAAAGUUUGGUGUAAGAAUCAAUUAUGUGGUCCCACAUGGGUGUGAGGUAUAGUUGAUACAAGGUCAGGACCAGUGAUUCAUAAAGUUCAGGUUGGGAGCUAUGGUCCUGAAGUAGCAAAUGGCCCAUGUGGAAGGCACAAAUUCACAAACAGUGUUGGAGCAAAAUAUGCCCUUCGCCUCGGAACAGUCGGAAAAACUGCCAGAAAUCGUGGUUCACCCUCUCCGUGAAACAUUAAUGUCUCCUCAGAAUCAGAAACAGACAGGAUGGAUAUAGCCAUCUUGGCACUUUUGCAGCUAGAAGAAGAGAAUGAAAUUCUACUCAGGUGCUCCUGGAACCCAUGGAUUACUUGCCACCUGUAUCAGACAUCAAGUCAGAGGCACCUGACCCUGUCCUAAAACGCCCUGAAGAGUUCAAGAAAAAGGACUGGCCUAUGACCUCAGAUUGUGGCAGGGAGGGAUAUAAUGAUUGUAAUGAGGGUCAGCCUGCUGGACACAAUAGAAUGAGUUCCCAGAUUGGGGUUGUUAAUCUGGUCCAAUCAGAGAGAUCUGUAUGACAGAGAUACUGCCACUCUGAGGUAGUAUUCAAGUCAAGGACUGUUCAUGUGUAAAUAAAGAGUGACUUGG
Messenger RNA from Stegostoma tigrinum, 2441 nucleotides. It is a transcript of the gene rsph3, whose product is annotated as radial spoke head 3. Gene Ontology annotation, cellular component: cilium. The transcript has 7 exons. The record is from RefSeq and is a predicted model, not a curated record. The coding region runs from base 87 to 1004 and encodes 305 amino acids. NCBI's taxonomy places the organism in Eukaryota, Metazoa, Chordata, Chondrichthyes, Orectolobiformes, Stegostomatidae.